GUUUCACGGCGUACAUGGCCUUCGGAUGGGCGGAGCUUCACGUUCGGGUACGCCCUCCGCGAUAUUUUAGCGGGCAUCCCCUGAUUGGUUCCGGUACCGUGGAGAUUAUUGUGCAGCUACUCUGAAAAAGGAAGAUGGGAACCUCAGUGAAUAUGAAAAUUCACACACUGGUUUGUUGCUAUGGCUGUUCGACUAAGGCCUUCUUAAAGCUGCUGCACACCCACGGCUCAUCCACGUUUGAUUCAAACGUCUCAGGUUUGUAGGCUUAAGGAGGCCCUCAUAAACAUGUUUGUUUUGCCGCAAUGUACUUUAUUUUUCUAUGUUCGUACUGGGCGUUGGUGACACUUUUAACUCCAGACAUCAUCUGAAUUAAUCAUCCAGAACAUGUGCAGGGCCUUCAUCAUUAUGAUGUCAUAAUCAUUCAGAAAGUACCCAAUAUAGCUAACAAAUUAAUUAUCUCGAUCACUGAGUUUGGCUAUUGCUGACACUAAAAACAGAAGGUACCUGGAUGUAAAGCCAUCAUUACCUGCAGUACAGCCUGCUGCUGUCAUUCUGGCUGCAGUGACAGUAAAUGCCCGGCAGAGGUCACUCUUUCCUCGAUUCCCCUCAUCCUCCUGCACCAUUAGGAGGCUCAGGCCAAACUUUAUCCCGCCACAGAGAAAAUUACAAACUCCAAAUAACGUUUUAAGAAGGAAGGAGAGAGAAUGAUGCUAAAUGUGCUAAAAUUAAUUCAAUCCCACACUGUCACAACUGCUUGAGAAUAUUUCCCAUUCAUUAUUACAUCAGGGUUUAAUUGUCCCCUUUCAUUUUAUUGUCUCAGUAUUUGAUGUUUUCAGAGUUGUUUUCAUUGGCACUGUUUGGUUUUAUUGAUGCACAAUUUGGGGGUUGCUUUUGUAACUCGCACAACAUUUUCAAGCCAGAGACUCCCUUCUGUGUAUUUUCUUUACCUGCUUUCUAAUGUAUUUCAGCAACAAUUUGGAUUAAAUAUUUAAUGUUUGCUUCAUGUUUGCUUUACAGAUCAGUCCAGCAAUAUUGAUCUUAUUUUGCACUGAGGAUUACCUCCCAUAAAUACAGAUGUGUGAGCUGCAGUGCAGAGUUUGAUCACUUGUCUAAGCUGAAAUAAAACCUGCACUACUAGUCAGUUUUACUUUUACACAGCAUAUUCAUGUGGAUGUUCUCCUUGUGGCACAGUCUCUAAAGCCAUAAGGCUGCCUUGUGGGACCAGUAUGAGCUUAUUGCAUAUUUCUUCAAACACAUGUGCCCCUCCUGUGUCUCACUCUUGAGGUAACUACAGCUGAAGUGCUGACAGUGAAGAUAAGAAGCAGUUUGUGUGCUGAGAUACUCGGGAACCAAAGGCUUACCGCAUCUUCACAUUUUAUCUCUGUUCUCUUAUGGAAUGCCUGGAGGUUUUGAUCCUCCCUCUCCUGAAACUGUGCGUAACCUGAAACUGAUAAAAAGCAGUUUCAACUCUAUUUAGAUGUCCUGAACUGUCUCUGCUGUGAGACAGCUGAAUGGAGUGAGAGAAAAAGCCACCUCUCUGCAGUCAGUAGUAGUUAGACCUGCAGCAUCUCAUGGAUGUGACAGGCCAUUUCAUGCUCCCCUUUACAAAUACGGCACAUUGUUAUUUUCUGUUUGUUUUGGACCACUUGACAGCUGUUUUAGCCGUGUAGGCUUUUAUAAAUGAUUGAAGUUUUUGCAGAGCUCCACUUGUCUCCCGGUUUGGAAAAUAUUUUUGCAGAUAUCAGUGGUUUGGAAACUGUUCAUUAUGCAUGAAAGGACUGAAAUGUGAUUUAAACGUGGGAAUAUUUUAGGAACCAUUCUUUGGGCCAGACAUAUUUGUCACAGCGCAAUUUAAAUGCUUAGCUUCCAGGAGCUCUACGUGUAUUUUGACUUGGGGGAUUUAAAGUCAAAGACAAUCCCACAAAAGAGUUUGUUUAAGAAACCUUCUCUUCAGGAAAUUAAAGUGAGAAAUUGUUCCACAGUGAUCUCUGGACUCGCAUUGUUCCCUGCACUGCCUGGCCCGGUGUAUGGAUCAGUAUCUGCCGGCUAAAGUGGCCUCAUUCGGAUCAGCUGGCUUUACCUCCUCAGCUUGUUGCCACAGUAUGCAACCUGAGGCUCGUCAGCGUGGAAAUGACGUGUGUCUGCAUGUUUUGGCGAGCCCAUAAAGGAUGGACUGUCCUCUCACUGUCGCACUGAAGGAGAGGGCGAGACAGCACGAGCAGAAAGAGCGAGCGGCACCAGAGACGACCAGAGGAAGACGCGCACAGGGUAAAGAUAACCAGACUCGGAUUUGGGGAGAAGGAAGACACUGACCAGGCACAAGGUGGAGGACAAACCAGGCGAGCACCCUGUGUCUGUCUGUGGGUAGGGGGCCACUCAGGGGACACCCAAAUGUGAGCGACGCGCACGAAAACGACUCGGGUGCAGAGAAACCAAACUGGCGGCGCACUUAGGAUGCAGAAGUCACCAGUGGAAGAUGCGAACUUCUUCUCCAAAUUUUUCUUCUGGUGGACGUCACCGCUGCUGAGGAAGGGCUUCAGAAAGAAGUUGGAGCUGGCAGAUGUUUAUAAGGCCCCGUCUUUUGAUCUGGCAGACAACCUCUCUGAGAGGCUCGAGAGAGAAUGGGACAGAGAGGUGGUGUCGGCCAAGAACCAGCCCAGGCUGAUGAGAGCGUUGGCCCGCUGCUUCCUCGGCCCUUUUGCCUUCUUUGGUGUCCUCCUCUACCUCGGGGAGGUCUCAAAGACGGUUCAGCCUCAGCUUCUGGGUCGCAUCAUUGCCUCCUUCGACCCGUUCCACGCUCCGGAGCGGAGCCAGGGUUACUUCCUGGCACUGGGUCUCUGUCUCCUCUUCACUGCCCGCUUCCUCCUGUUGCAACCCGCCAUCUUUGGCCUGCAUCACCUGGGCAUGCAGAUCCGCAUCGCCCUUUUCAGUCUUAUAUACAAGAAGACCCUGAAGCUGUCCAGCCGAGUCUUGGAUAAGAUCAGCACUGGUCAGCUGGUCAGCCUGAUGUCCGCCCACCUCAACAAGCUGGAUGAGAGCUUGGGCCUGGCCCACUUUGUGUGGAUCACCCCCCUGCAGUGUAUACUGUGUGUGGGUCUGAUCUGGGAGCUGAUCGAGGCGAACGGUUUUUGCGCGCUGGCAGCUCUGACUCUUCUGGGCAUCAUCCAGGCCUGGCUCACACAGAAGAUGGGACCACAUCGAGUAAAGCGAGCAGGACUGAUCAACCGACGCCUGGCUCUCACCUCAGAGAUCGUGGAGAACAUCCAUUCUGUGAAGGCGUACGGUUGGGAGGAGGUGAUGGAGACGAUCAUCAAGAACAUCAGACAAGAAGAGAUGACGCUAACGAGGAAGAUCGGCUCUCUGCGUUACUUCUACAGUGCCUCGUACUUCUUUUCCGCCAUCUUGGUCAUCGUGUCUGCCAUCGUGCCGCACGCGCUCAGUAAAGGCAUCAUCCUUCGUCGCAUCUUCACCACCGCCUCCUACUGCAUGGUGCUGCGAAUGACACUCACCCGCCAGCUGCCGGGGUCCAUCCAGAUGUGGUACGACACGCUGGCGCUGGUCAAGAAGAUCGAGGAAUUCUUGUUGAAGGAAGAAUACAGAGUGCUGGAGUACAACCUGACCACCACUGAACUGGAGCUGUCCAAUGUGUCCGCGUCCUGGGACGAGGGCAUUGGUGAGCUGUUCGAGAAGAUCAAGCAGGAGAACAAAGCCAACGGACACACGAACAGUGACGCCGGCCUCUUCUUCACUAACCUGUACAUCACUCCUGUCCUCAAAAACAUCAGCCUGUACCUGGAGAAGGGAAAGAUGCUGGGGGUGGCUGGAUCCACUGGCUCUGGGAAGAGUUCCCUGCUCAUGAUGAUCCUGGGAGAGCUGGUGCCAUCGGAAGGCAAAAUCCGACACAGCGGUCGCAUCUCUUUCUCACCGCAGACUUCCUGGAUCAUGCCGGGGACCAUUCGAGACAACAUCCUGUUUGGCCUGACCUAUGAUGAGUACCGCUACGCCUCAGUCAUCAAGGCCUGCCAGCUGGAGGAGGACUUUGCCUUGCUGCCUGAAAAAGACAAGACGCUCCUCAUGGAAGGAGGGGUGACACUCAGCGGCGGACAAAGGGCUCGCCUCGGCCUGGCCAGAGCUGUGUAUAAAGAUGCAGACCUGUACCUGCUGGAUGCACCUUUCACCCACCUGGACAUCGUGACGGAGAAAGAGAUCUUUGAGAAAUGCGUCUGUAAACUUAUGGCCUCCAAGACACGCAUUGUGGUCACCAGCAAGUUGGAGCACCUGAAACGGGCAGACAAAAUCCUCCUGCUGCACAACGGCGACUGCUACUUCUACGGCACCUUCUCAGAGCUGCAGGCCCAGCGGCCUGACUUCAGCUCCCUCCUCCUCGGCCUGGAAGCUUAUGACAGCAUCAACGCGGAGCGACGCGGCUCCAUCCUCACCGAAACUCUCCGCCGAGUCUCCAUCGACGAGACCGCCGGCUUCCGAGGCCCGGAGCCGAUUCGCCAGUCGUUCCGUCAGCCUCCGCCUCCGAUAAUCGUCUCGGGACCUCAAGGCCAUCCUGGAGGUGAUGGCUACCCAGAAAAACGCAAGCAAUCCCUCAUCCUCAAUCCCUUGGCAGCUGCCCGCAAGUUCUCCUUCAUCGGGAACUCCCAACAGACUGCAAACGCUCCCCAGUCCAUGACAGCAGAGGAUGCGGUCCAUGAACUUUCUGAAAGGAAAUUCUCCGUCGUACCCGAGGACGAUCAGGUGGAGGAAGUGCUUCCCAGGGGGAACAUGUACCACCACGGGUUGCCGCACCUCAGCGGGCAGCGGCGCCAGUCGGUCCUGGCGUUCAUCACCAACUCUCAGGGCCAGGAGCGCAGAGAGCAGAUGCAGUCAUCCUUCAGGAAGAAGCUGUCCAUCACGCCACAGUGUGACCUGGCGUCCGAGCUGGACAUUUACGCUCGUCGCCUGUCCAAGGACAGCGUCUUCGAGAUUAGUGAGGACGUGGAUGAGGAAGACAUGGAGCAAUGUUUCGCAGAUGAUCGUGAGAACACCUUUGAAACUACCUCAUGGAGCACUUACCUCCGCUACGUCACCUCCAACAGGAGCUUAGUCUACGUCCUGAUUUUCAUCUUCUUUGUCUUUGUCAUUGAGGUUGCUGGUUCAGUCGUCGGCAUUUUCCUCAUUACUGACACCAUCUGGAGGGACGGCGCCAACCCAUCCUCACCCAACUACAUCGACGAGCAGCACCCUAACGCCUCAUCGCCGCCCGUCCACCUGGCGGUCAUUGUCACGCCGACCAGCGCUUACUACAUCAUCUACAUCUACGUGGCCACAUCGGAGAGCGUUCUGGCCUUGGGGUUCUUCAGGGGUCUGCCGUUAGUGCACACACUGCUCACUGUGUCCAAGAGGCUGCACGAACAGAUGCUGAGCGCUGUGAUACGAGCCCCCAUGGCUGUGCUCAACACUAUGAAGACAGGUCGGAUCAUGAACCGAUUCACCAAGGACAUGGCCACCAUAGACGACAUGCUGCCUCUGGUGCUGUUUGACCUCAUACAGCUGACACUGAUUGUCACAGGCGCCAUCUUCACCGUGUCCAUCAUGCGGCCAUACGUCUUCAUCGCUGCCAUCCCAUUGGCUGCCAUCUUCGCUGUCCUCAGGAAGUACUUCCUAAGAACUGGACAGCAACUCAAGCUACUGGAGGCUGAAGCUCGAAGCCCCAUCUUCUCCCACCUCAUCGUCUCGCUGAAGGGUUUGUGGACAAUUCGGGCGUUUGGGCGUCAGACCUACUUCGAGAUGCUCUUCCACAAGGCCCUGAACACUCACACAGCCACCUGGUUCCACUACCUGGCCACGCUGCGUUGGUUCCUCUUUCGCUGUGACAUGAUCUUCGUCCUCUUCUUCACCGCCGCCGCCUUCAUCGCCGUGGGAACCAACCAGGACAAACCAGGGGAGGUUGGCAUCAUCGUGGCUCUGGCCAUGCUCAUCCUGGGGACUUUCCAAUGGGCUGUCAUCACCAGCAUCACUGUGGACGGACUGAUGCGUUCGGUGGAUCGGGUGUUCAAGUUCAUCGACCUGCCAUCAGAGGAGCCGCUGCCGGGGAAACACGGUGGCAAAGGAGGCCCCGACCUCGUCAUCGACAACCCUCACGCCCAAGACUGCUGGCCCAAUCGCGGUCAGAUGAACGUCCAGGGCCUCACUGUGAAAUACGCGGAGGCUGGACGCGCCGUCCUGGGCAACGUGUCCUUCUCUGCGGACGGUGGGCAGAGCAUCGGUCUGCUGGGUCGAACAGGUUCGGGGAAAAGCACCCUGCUCUCCGCCCUGCUGCGUCUCGCCUCCACUGACGGAGAAAUCUCCAUCGACGGCGUCUCCUGGAGCUCCGUCUCCCUGCACACGUGGAGGAAGGCCUUCGGCGUGGUGCCGCAGAAAGUCUUUAUUCUGACCGGUACUUUCCGGAUGAACCUGGACCCACACGGACGUUACAGCGACGAGGAGCUGUGGAGGGUGGCUGACGAGGUGGGCUUGAAGUCGGUGAUCGAGCAGUUUCCGGAAAAGCUGGACUUUCAGCUGGAGGACGGAGGCAACGUGUUGAGCAACGGACACAAACAGCUGCUAUGCCUCGCCCGCUCCAUCCUCAGCAAGGCCCGCAUCCUGCUGCUGGACGAACCCUCGGCCUACCUCGACCCCAUAACGUUACAGGUCCUGAGGAAGACGCUGAAGCAGGCCUUCUCCGGCUGCACCGUCAUCCUAUCAGAGCACAGGGUGGAGCCGCUGCUGGAGUGUCAGUCGUUCCUGAUGAUCGAAGGCAGCUCCUUGAAGAGCUACGACUCCAUCCAGAAGCUGCUUAACGAGACGAGUCACCUGAAACAGGCGAUGAGCCCCGCCGACCGGCUCCGCCUCUUCCCGACGCUUCACCGCCUCAACUCCAGCAAGAGGGCGCCGACGCAGACUGCCAAGAUCUCGUCGCUGCCGGAGGAAGCUGAGGAUGAGGUCCAGGACACUCGGCUCUAACCAGCCAGACACACACACACACACACACACACACACCCUGUAGCUGUAACGGACAAAAACGAGGGAUUUAUCCAGUGUUUUCAUACUGAUGAUUUUGGGUCUGAGAGGCCAAUAUUAAAGUCAUUAUUCUUCC
Molecule: messenger RNA, 7126 nt
Organism: Scatophagus argus
Lineage: Eukaryota; Metazoa; Chordata; Actinopteri; Scatophagidae
Gene: cftr
Product: CF transmembrane conductance regulator
Exons: 29
Coding region: 2455-6993 (1512 amino acids)
Biological process (GO): bicarbonate transport; chloride transmembrane transport
Cellular component (GO): plasma membrane; cytosol; apical plasma membrane
Molecular function (GO): ATP binding; ABC-type transporter activity; chloride channel activity
Source: RefSeq, a predicted model, not a curated record